Messenger RNA from Sorex fumeus (smoky shrew), 603 nucleotides. It is a transcript of the gene VOPP1, whose product is annotated as VOPP1 WW domain binding protein. Gene Ontology annotation, cellular component: cytoplasmic vesicle membrane. Bases 71 to 589 code for a protein of 172 amino acids. The transcript is spliced from 5 exons. The record is from RefSeq and is a predicted model, not a curated record. NCBI's taxonomy places the organism in Eukaryota, Metazoa, Chordata, Mammalia, Eulipotyphla, Soricidae.
GCGGGCGGAGCGGGAGUGCGCGCGGGCUCGAGCCCCGUCCGGCUGCCCGGCGGACCCGAGGACCCGCACGAUGCGUCGCGAGCCCGGCGCGGUGGCGGCGCUGCUGCUCGCGCUGCUCGCCGAGUGCACAGAGGCCAAAAAACAUUGCUGGUAUUUUGAAGGACUCUAUCCAACAUAUUACAUAUGCCGCCCUUACGAGGACUGCUGUGGCUCCAGGUGCUGUGUGCGGGCCUUAUCCAUACAGAGGCUGUGGUAUUUUUGGUUCCUCCUGAUGAUGGGUGUGCUCUUCUGCUGCGGAGCGGGCUUCUUCAUCCGGAGGCGCAUGUACCCCCCACCACUGACUGAGGAGCCUGCGUUUAAUGUGUCCUAUACCAGGCAGCCACAGAGCUCUGCUCCAGGUGCCCAGCCCCCGGGGCUGCCCUACUACGCCGACCCCGGAGGACCAGGGCUGACUCCUGCGGGCAGCACCGUGGCCAUGGCUUACCAGGUGCAGCCACACUCCCCGCAGGGUGGCACCGCCUACCCGCCGCCCCCAUCCUACUGCAACACCCCACCGCCCCCCUACGAGCAGGUGGUGAAGGCCAAGUAAGGCUGCCACCCACC